AUGCCCCGCCAGGUCUCGUACCCCGCCAGGUCCUCGUACCCCGCCAGGUCUCAUGCCCUGCCAGGUCCUCAUCACCCCUCAGGUCCUCAUGCCGCCAGGUCCUCAUGCCACGCCAGGUCCUCGUACCCCGCCAGGUCUUUGUACCCCACCUGGUCUCUGUACACCAGGUCUCGUGCCCCGCAGAUCUUUGUACCCCGCCAGGUCCUCAUGCCCCGCCAGGUCCUCGUACCCGCCAGUCCUCAUGCCCGCCAGGUCUCGCACCCCGCCAGGUCCUCGUACCCCGCCAGGUCCUCGUACCCGCCAGGUCUUUGUACCCACCUGGUCUCAUGCCCGCCAGGUCCUCAUGCCCCCGCCAGGUCCUCGUACCCCGCCAGGUCUUUGUACCCGCCAGGUCGUACCCCGCCAGGUCCUCAUACCCCGCCAGGUCCUCGUGCCCCGUCAGGUCUUUGUACCCGCCAGGUCCUCGUACCCCGCCAGGUCCUCAUGCCCGCCAGGUCUUCGUACCCCGCCAGGUCCUCAUGCCCGCCAGGUCCUCGUGCCUGCCAGGUCCUCGUACCCGCCAGGUCCUCGUACCCCGCCAGGUCCUUGUACCCCGCCAGGUUCUCGCGCCCCUGCCAGGUCCUCGUACCCCGCCAGGUCUCGUACCCCGCCAGGUCCUCGUACCUACCAGGUCCUCGUACCCUGCCAGGUCCUCGUACCCCGCCAGGUCCUCAUGCCCAGGUCCUCAUGCACCGCAGGUCUCGUACCCCAGGUCCUCGUACCCCGCCAGGUCUUUGUACCCCGCCAGGUCCUCGGCCUCCUGCCAGGUCCUCGUACCCGCCAGGUCCUCAUCCCGCCAGGUCCCUCGUACCCCUCCAGGUCCUCGUACCCGCCAGGUCUUUGUACCCCGCCAGGUCCUCGUACCCGCCAGGUCUUUGUACCCCUGGUCUCUGCCAGUCCUCGUACCCGCCAGGUCCUCGUGCCCCGUCAGGUCUUUAUACCCCGCCAGGUCUCGCACCUGCCAGGUCCUCGUAUCACCAGGUCCUCGUACCCCGCCAGGUCCUCAUGCCCCGCCAGGUCCUCGUACCCCGCCAGGUCCUCGUACCCUGCCAGGUCCCUCGUACCCCGCCAGGUCUUUGUACCCCACCUGGUCCUCGUACCCCCGCCAGGUCCUCGUACCCCGCCAGGUCCUCGUACCCCGUCAGGUCUUUGUACCCGCCAGGUCCUCGUGCCCCACCAGGUCCUCGUACCCGCCAGGUCCUCAUGCCCGCCAGGUCCUCGUACCCGCCAGGUCCUCGUACCCUGCCAGGUCCUCGUACCCCGCCAGGUCCUCAUGCCCCGCAGGUCUUUGUACCCGCCAGGUCCUCGUGCCCCGCCAGGUCCUCGUACCCCGCCAGGUCCUCAUGCCCCGCCAGGUCCUCGUACCCCGCCAGGUCUUUGUACCCACCUGGUCCUCGUGCCCGCCAGGUCCUCGUACCCCGCCAGGUCCUCAUCACCCCGCCAGGUCCUCAUGCCCCGCCAGGUCCUCAUGCCGCCAGGUCCUCGUACCCCGCCAGGUCCUCAUGCCCGCCAGGUCCUCAUGCCCGGGUCCUCGUAUCCCGCCAGGUCCUCGUACCCCGCCAGGUCCUCGUACCCCGCCAGGUCCUCGUACCCCGCCAGGUCCUCGUACCCCGCCAGGUCCUCGUACCCCGCCAGGUCCUCGUACCCCGCCAGGUCCUCGUACCCCGCCAGGUCCUCGUACCCCGCCAGGUCUCGUACCCCGCCAGGUCCUCGUACCCCGCCAGGUCCUCGUACCCCGCCAGGUCCUCGUACCCCGCCAGGUCCUCGUACCCCGCCAGGUCUUCAUGCCCUGCUAGGUAA
Messenger RNA from Homarus americanus (American lobster), 1839 nucleotides. Its product is annotated as basic proline-rich protein-like. The record is from RefSeq and is a predicted model, not a curated record. Bases 1 to 1839 code for a protein of 612 amino acids. The transcript has a single exon. Lineage: Eukaryota; Metazoa; Arthropoda; Malacostraca; Decapoda; Nephropidae.